This is a messenger RNA of Cherax quadricarinatus, 10208 nucleotides long. It is a transcript of the gene trbl, whose product is annotated as tribbles pseudokinase 2. Gene Ontology annotation, cellular component: nucleus. Gene Ontology annotation, molecular function: mitogen-activated protein kinase kinase binding; ATP binding; protein kinase activity. The record is from RefSeq and is a predicted model, not a curated record. NCBI's taxonomy places the organism in Eukaryota, Metazoa, Arthropoda, Malacostraca, Decapoda, Parastacidae. Gene Ontology annotation, biological process: positive regulation of proteasomal ubiquitin-dependent protein catabolic process; regulation of MAP kinase activity; protein phosphorylation.
GGUGGUAGCUGCUUCAGUCUCCCGUGAGCGAUGGCAGUGAGGACUUACUCAGUCGUCUCGAGAGAGCGAUAGAUCUCUGUGGCUCCUUUAUUAAUCAUUCUUCAAAGAACAUUAAUUAACACGUGUUAUAUGCAACUCCAUAUUACAAGAUAUAACAGUUCACAUAUACUAAAAGUGUCAUCGCCGUAAGAAAAAUUUUAUUGAGGCUUUACAAUUCAUGAUUAUCAAGAUAUUUUCUGUGACGGAUUAUUCUUGAAUAUAUGAAGUGCUGAAGGUGCGGCAGCGUCUACGUCGGGUAUUGUAGUGCAACACAAGUGUAGUGUAGUGUUGAGUGCAGUGUACAGUGAUCAGUGAUGAUGAAUGAAGUUCAGGAAUAUGCACGUCAUGGGCCCCGCCUACCACCCCUCUUGGCCAGACAUAAGGCGUUGCCCGACCUCUGUCCUGCCGUAGAAACUAACACUGCCCACACUACUCAAAAAGAUGAGGUGGGCCCUCCCGUACCCUCAGUUGUGGUGAGGGGCGGGACGGGUACUACCACAGGUGGGGCACUGUCGCCCACGGCAACUCCUGGGGCAGCGCCCACCUUCCCCGCCGUACCCACUCUGGUGGGGGGCAAAUAUUUGCUCACCCGCCCUGUAGACCACUCCGCCUGCCACGCCACACAUAUCCACACCCACCAGAGCCUACUAGUCAAGACUCUGGAUGGUCGAGCAGCGCACGACCUAGUGGCUCACCACGCACUAAUGGGUGGGUGCGAGGGGGUGCGCUCGCCGCUAGAGAUGGUGGUGUCAGCGUGCAGGCGGAGGGCGUGGGUGGUAUUCCCCGCUCAUCAUGGCGACCUCCACUCUUACGUGCGGGUGCGGCGGCGGCUGCGGGAGGUGGAAGCCCAAAGGCUCUUUACUAAGGUAGCCGCCACCGUUGCCGCCUGCCACGACGCAGGACUUGUUCUCAGGGACCUUAAGUUACGAAAAUUUGUCUUCACUGAUCCAGACAGACAGCAGCUAGAACUGGAGAGUUUGGAGGACAGCGUAUUAGUCGGCGAUGAGGACUGGCUCCAGGACAAGCAUGGGUGCCCUGCCUAUGUCGCACCAGAGAUUCUUACCUCGUCAUCCUAUUCUGGCCGUGCAGCUGACAUGUGGGGCUUGGGUGUAAUGCUCUAUACCAUGCUGGUCGGCAGGUACCCAUUCCAUGACUCUGAUACCUCAUCACUAUUUGCAAAGAUCAGAUGUGGAGAAUUCAAAGUGCCAGAGUGGGUGAGUUCCCGAGCCCGUCACUUAAUCACAGCCCUUCUUCAACGUGAUCCUGCCCGUCGCCUGGCUGUCCAGGAUGUCCUCUCUCAUCCAUGGCUAACUCGUCCACCCCGUGACCACCCUCUGAGGGAUCCCACUGACCACACCGUCCCCACUAUGUUUGUGCAGCCAUCAAGCCAUCUCUCGCAGUCCCCGAAGACCACAGCCACAACCUCCACUCACUCGCCAAGUUUGUUUGGUCUGUAGAGUGCCACCAGCUUCAGUUGGUCACUGUUGUGGUUUCCCCAUGUUGUCCAUAUGGGUUGCAUUUCAGACUAUCAGAGGGUGUUAGUGCAACCCAAAAGUUAUGAUAGUGUACCAUUAUCAGAGAUCUUUCACAUCUUCAGGGGUUCUAAGUGUACCAGUAAAGUGCAGUCUAAUUCUGCACAUUUUCAGGAAAUAAACCUAGAAUAUGGCCUACCACGUAGACCUUUUAAUGAAAGCCUCUGUAUGGGUGUUGCUUUGUAUCUUUAGAGUUGUGACAAACCCCAACAAAGUAAAAUUGCAAGGGGAUGUCAUUUCUUAAAAUUUUGAUACCACAUGGUGGUCAGCUAGAUAGGGCCCUGUAACAGUGACCUGAUCCAUACACAACACAGGUGGUGGUGGUGGUGCUUUCAAAGCCUUUAAUACAUUAAUAAUAGAUAUACUGUAAGUAGUUAAUAUGUGGAAAUCCAAUCCAGUAAGGUUUCAGUGUAUGUCCAGUGUAAAUUUUGUAAAUGCUUUCCAUAUCAAAUCACUUCAGUAUAUAACUGAUAGGGAUGUGUGUAAUAUAGUAAUUAAACAAUUUCACAAUCAUUAUUAAAAAAUUUAGUAAAUGCCCUUUGAGCCCAAAUGUUUUUUUUUUUUUUUUUCUUUCAUGUGGAUUCCAACUAAGCAACAAUGGCAGGGCAAAAAGUAUCUUUGGGAUGUGCUCUGUUAUGGUCAGGAGCAUGGUUGAAAAUCUGUGAUAAUUUGCAUCUUCUAGGUUUGUAAAUGUUAGUAAAUAUGCGUUAGUUUCCAGUUUGUUUAAGUUCCAUAUCAAAUGGUCUUCCUGGUGGUGUUGGUGAAAACUUGGAUGCCAGGAAGACACACGACAGGGAGAAGCUUAGUAAAUUUGCAGGCCUGAAGAUGCGUACAUCUUGUGAAGGAUAUUCGUUUUGGGAUCCAAUUAGCAUUAUGGUGUUAUAGGAUCAAUGGCAAGACAAAAACGUUCUUUACCUCUUUCAUGUAUGUAAUUUUUUUAAAUAUUGUCUGAGUGGUAAGUAAAGUACAAGAUAAACAAAUAGGGACUUUUUUUUUAUUUCAUGUGUGUGUGUGUGUGUGUGUGUGUGUGUGUGUGUGUGAAAAGUGUAAAUGUAAGUGUAAUUAGUAUAUGCUUUUAUGUGAAGGUAGCUGCUAAAUACUAAAUUAUAUUUUUGGUAUUUUUUCCCUCCCACAGCAUGUGUGGUUAACAUCAUGGUUUUUUAAUAAUUGUUAGGACUGUUGACAGUCAUUAUUUUUCUUUUAAAUGCAUUCAGAUUGUAACACAAUUGCCACUGUGUCAUCUACCAAAAUUAGCCUGAAAAUUUUUGUAAUGUUUGAAGACAAACAUGAACAUUCACAUAUGUAUUAGUCUUCUUAUAGACAGUGAUUUAUUUUUAUUUAUUAUAUUUGAGGAAAUUCCCCUCAAGGAGGUUUCUUGAUGCUGAUGAGGGGAUUGUGAUCCAAGGAAUUGGGUGUCCUGGCCUUCCUUAAUCAGACCAGAUUGCUUCCCAUUCCCUAGCCAUUUAUGAUCCCCAUGGGUUUAGCACUUCCUCCUAAAUAUGACAUGGCAAAGCACUAAACCAAUGGGUCAUAGAUAUCUGGAGAAUGAGAAAUGGGAGAUAAUCAGGUUUGAUCUAAGGGAGUGAAAGGCAGGUUCAUUUACCUGGAUAAAGAGGCCUUCACCAGCAUCAAGUCACCUCCCUUGAAGGAAAAUAGUGAUAAUCAGCUUUAUUGAAGAAAAAAGUAACUCAAAAUAGGUAAGUUUACUGCAUGCAAGAUGAUUUCAUACUUUAUCAUAGUAUGAAAGAAAUACUGUACUGUAAGAAAAAAUCAAAUAAUUGAUAUCUUACAGCAACCUGCUAAAAAUGCAAUGGAGCUUUACACAUUGUAAAAUAAGUACUAUAAAGAACUCUUAGACAGGUGACUUAUUAUAAUCAAGUGCUAAACCAACAAGGGUCAUACAGCACUGUUAGAUAGGUGAAGCCUUAACAUUAUUAUACAAGGCACAUGUGCUCAUAUAGAAUGUAUUUUAUGCUUUUAUGUGACAAAAAGUAUGCAGAGAACUUUAAUGCUCAUAUACUGUUAAACUCUUUAAUUCCAAGUACUUCAUUAGAGCACUUGGGCUACAGUACUGCAUGCAGAAUGCAGGAGAGAUCUCAUUCUACAGAUAAGAAAUUCUGUGCCUAAUUCAGGUCUCUUUAAAUGCCAACAUAAGCUUACUAUGAAAGUGUGCAAGAUAUACAGUACAUACAGCCAGACCUCUGUUCACUAUUUCCGAAUUAUGACUCUUUUGGGCUUAGCUUAGUUUUGAUGAUAUUUCCUUGGCUAAGUUUUCAUUCAUAGGAGGGGCCACCCAUGAAAUAUUUAAAUAUUUGGUCAUUCAUGGGUUGGUGAUUUUUUUUUUUUUUUUUUUUUUACACAGUCUUGUGUAUUAAACCUUUAGGAUUUAAGAUAAUUUGGAUUUUUCUUUAAAAUUAAUGUACUGUAACGUAUUAACAUUUUGUGGAUGUGUAGUGGGCUUAUACCUAUUUCAUCAUUAUUGGUUAAGAAGUUACUUUACUACAGCAUAUGCCUUGAGAAGAAUGUUUUUAUAUAGAAAUAUUUAGAUGGAAAUAUAGUACUUGAAAAUAAAUAAUAUAUGAAGAGUAUGGAGGGAUUAAGGAAGGAGGCCUAGGGUAGAGGGUGAAGGAGAAAGUGAGUUAAGAUGAAAAUUAAAGGAUAAAAGGAUGCACAGAGAAUUUAAUAAUUGCUUUCAGUGGUAUGGAGAGAGGUGGAUGCAGUUGUGUCCAUUAUGUAUAAAAAGCUGCUGCUGCUGGAAAAUAUACCAGUCACACCACACACACUAAGUCUUACCCUCUAUCUGCCUGGCUGUAUACUCAGACACCAUGUGCAUAGACACCUCAGCAAGACAUCCAACCACAAGUGGAUGCAUCCACCACUUGGGUGGAUGUCUAACCAUGUGCACAGAUGAUACCCACCUACUCACCCUCCCAUUCAGAUGCCUAUCAUACAAAUGACCACCCACCUGACCAGACAGGCAUCCCACUCACCUGGAUGCUCAGGCACCCACCUGCCAAGAUGCUUAACACUUGCCCAGCUGUAUAGUCCUUGUGGCUUAGCGCUUCUUUUUGAUUAUAAUAAUAAUAAUAAUUAACACUUGCCCAGACACCUUCCCACCCACCUAGACCUGAACACAUACCUUCCCACCCAGAUCCUGACACCCAUCUGCCUUGUCCAACUAGACACUUGUCUGCCAAGAUGCCCACACCCAGACAUUCACCUCCUUGCCUGCCUGUACAGAUACUAAUCCACCCUCCAUAACCCACAGACACCUAUCACCCAUUGGACUGCCCAUCUACAAAAAUCAGAAUCCAACUGACUGACUAGCUGCACAGACAUCCACCUGCUCACCCACCAAAUCAGACACAUGUACACCCAGAAGCUUGCCCUUAAAAAUCCACCCUGCUGAGCAUUCUCCCACUCAUUACACCACCUUACACACCCAGGCAGGCACCCUUUUUGUGUCCCCUUCCCCUCACUCUCUACACCUGGACAACUUUUCCUGCCUCCAUUCUAGAAUUUUUUAAACACCUAGGCACUGGUACCUUUCCUGAUCCCCCACCCCCCUUCCUCACCAUAAACCCAAGCAUGGUGCCUGCUUUUCUUACAGCACUGUUUACUGUUGUUUAUACAACCAAGGAGAAAUUUAAUCAAUAUUGUACUACUAUUGGGAUAGUUUACACAUUUACUGCAGUGCAUUCCAUCACUUUUAUACCCUGCUUUCACAUCUAGCCCAGCAGUGCUGUAUGACCCAUGUGGGUUUAGUGCUUAGUUUUGAUUGUAAUAUAUUCCUGCUUUAGUGCUCGUGAGUAUUUUCAUGGAUUCUUCUAUACUCAGGGGUUCCUAAGAACAUUAUCUCUGUGAAUGCUGCACAUGUACUGUAUUUACUCUUGUACAGGGUGUCCACAAAGUCCUCUUCCAAUUUAAAACAUUUACUCCAUGAUAAAAGAUGUGGGAAUGCAGCUUGUGUGUUUUUUUAUAUUAUACACAGUGACUAUAGCUGUUUAUAGGAUGCUUUUAUUAUUGUUACAAUCAAAACUAAGCACUAAACCCACAAGGGUCAUACAGUAUGGGAUGUUAUAGAUAAAGAACACAUUUAAAUUUCCUGCUGAAAUCUCAUAUAAAGUAUUGAUAAUGUAUAUUAUAGAGAGAGAACUCAGUACUUGUCUGCAGGUAAUGCUAGGUCUGUCAGGCUGUGAUAACCUUGUUGAUUCAAACAGUCAUCAAGGAAGCCUAGACACAGGAAUGGCUCAAGGAGUAUAAAAAUUGUCAGCCACAUGUAAUUUACUUUAAAUCACUUCAGAAUGCAUUUUAAACUAUAAUAUCAUUGCUGAUAAUUUAUGUAUUAUUAAAUUGAUUUUAAAGAAUAGAUCAUAGUAUAAACCAAAAUGCAUUAAUUUCAUCAUUCACAUGAAAGCAGCUAUGACACAAUACUAACUAUCCAUACCCACCUUCAUUUUUAAUGCGUGUAAUUGCAUGAAUGUAAACCAGAUGAGUAUGGUAUAAGUUGAUGUGCAUGAUAAUUUGCCAUAUGAAGUAAUAAAAUCAAAUAUUUCACAUUACAUAAAAUAUCAGCAAGAUACUCUGAAACAGUUCUUGCCUGACUAAAAUGUUUAAUAUACAUAUAAAUUUUACCACAUUGUGCAAUUUAAUUGUAACUGGCUAGGUUAUGAAUACCUGGGUAAUUGGAGUCCUGCUUUAACCCUUUCACCGCAUCAUGGAUCACUUUCUUGGUUCUCAACUAGUGCCAUUUUUCCAUGGACAAAUUAAACUGCUCAUUUGAGCUUUUGCAAUACUUUUUUUUUUUUUUUUUUUUUUUUUUUUUUUUUUUUUUUUUUUUUUUUUUUUUUUUUUUUUUUUUUUUUUUAAGGUUUCUAUAUCUGGCUUACAUUUUUCUGACAAUUAUUAGAUAUUUUUUUUUUUUUUUUUAUUUUUUGUUACUCUUUAUGCAAGUAUUUUGACCUAGACAUAUUACAUGGCCAAAAGCAUUCCAGACACAGUUUUAGCAUUUUAAAAAUUACAGAAUUACAAAUCAUUUCAUUGAUCCUAGUGCAUUUUUUUUUAUGAAUGAUAGUCUAAUUUCUAUAGUAUAAAGAAACAUUUUCAGUUCAUUCUUUUCAAAUACUGUACUGUAUAUGUAUUUUGGAAAACACACAAGACAAUUUACUCGUGAAACUUUUAUCAAGCUUAUCCUUGUCUGUAUUAGUAUAUUAAAGUAAGCACAUAAAUAGAAUGUCUGUUGGUGUCAUUAUUCUUCUAAGGUGAACCAAUUAGCAGUAUCUUCAAUAUUCUAUAUAUAGGGUAUUUUAUAUGAAAUACAUAUCAUUCUCUAUAUUUUAUAGUACCCAUAUCUUGCAUUAUUUAUCGUAUAACAAAUAGGACUUGGAAAGCCUUCACUAGAUAACAAGUGACAGCACCUGUCAGACUGAAAUUUCAUCUGUUAGUCUUUUGAAAUGUUGAAACACAACAGGGGAUAUUUGAAAAGUUGUUUGGCAGCCAGAGUAAAAUUGUGACUUAUGCAAUAAGUACACCAUCGUUUGGUUCGAAAUUACAGUCUCAGCGGUGAAAGGGUUUCAAGGUCUUUUAAUGCUGUGUCAAAUCUUCCCCACCUCUUCUGUUCUUUGUAUACAAGAGAUGAAAGACUGAUAAGCUGGAAUGCUUAUAAUACAGAACUUGAAGUUUUAAGGAAGUAUUGACAUUGAUGUUAUCAGGGGAUUGCACUUCACUUAGUGUUGGGAAUUCUCUUCUUGGUAUUUUAUUUAGGAUGUUUGUAAAUAUAUAUUGCUUGCUGUAUAGUUGCAUUGUUUGCUAUUUGGUUGGCUUAAUGAAUUUCAUUCCCAGUACUAGUCUUUAACACAGUAUAUUUCACAGUUGUUUUAGAUUAGAUUUGUUGAAAGAUUUCAAAAUGUUGCGCUCUCCUGACCCGUGUGUGUGUGUGUGUGUAUAUAUAAGUUCGUUUUAGUUAUUUAUUUCUCUAGACCAUGGAAUGGAGUCUUGCAUCCAGACCAAAGGGUAUGGCACCUGUGGGCUGGUGUGAUGUGCAUACUUAAUAGUUUGGAGGAUGGGUAUGUGAAACCAAGUUAAAAAAAAAAAACUGAGUUGGUAUUUUUUCUUCAUAUGAUGUAUCUGGUAAUAAGAAAAACCCCUGUUAAUUUUUCUGUUAAAAGUGAGAGUAAAUUGUGUUAAAGAUCAUUCACUUUAAGUUUCCAGUCGAUAUACAGGUUACCAAUAGUCUCAGCAACAGAAUAAAUUGCUGACAAGCCUUACAAUUGUCAGUUGUGUGAUAAGGUUACUUGGAGGGCCAUUUUUUUAAACAUGCCAGCAACCCAAAAAAAAGAAACACUUCACCAUCAUUCAGCAUAUUCAUAUACGUACAUAACAUAUUCAUUCUAAAUAUUGUUCCCUUACCACUUUCAAAUUUAAAUACUGUAUCAAUAAUUCAAAAUGUUUUCAUAUCUUAAGCUGUUAAUUACAAUUAUUACCAUCAAAACUUAACACUGAACCCACAAGGGUCAUAUUGUGAAACAGGGUCGGAUGUGCUAAAAUGUUAAUACCAGUCUUUAAAAAAAAACUGUAUACAUGGUACGACAAAUGCUUCAAAAUAACUUGCAAAACUAUACAGUACUCAUUGCUUAGGUAGCUGUUGACCAUGUUAACCCUUUCAGGGUCCGUCCCGUAGAUCUACGGCUUUACGGUGAGUGUCCAAACCGUAGAUCUACGCCAUGAGCUCAGCUCACUUUGAUAAACUGUGAGUGGUACAUUUGGGCCUAGAUAUGAGAGAAUACAUCUAUGUGGUAUGUGUGCACCACAUAAAACAGAUCCUGCAGCACACUUGUGUAUAAUGAGAGAAAAAAAAUGAAAUUAUGAUUUUUCGAUUAAAACAGCAACUUUGCAGUGUUUUUUCGUAUGUUUUUUAUAGUUGUAUUUGCGAUUUCUUGGUCUCAUUUGAUAGAAUGGAAGACAUAUUACAGAAAUAGAGAUGAUUUUGAUUGGUUUUAGCACUGGAAAUGGCUUGAAACUGAGCUCAAAGUAGCGGAAAUGUUAAAUUUUUGCCGAUAUUCAAGAGUAAACAAACGACCUCACACAUCUAAUACACGUCAGCUGGUGGGUCUAAUAUACAUUCACAAAUAUGGUGAUGAUAUUUAUACAAUUAUUACAGUAUUGCAUAACAGUAAAUCUUCUAUUUUUUGGUGUGAAUAAAAAUUCAUUGUGAAUAAAAAAUCAAAAUGGAAUUUAUUUGUAAAGCCUCAAAACAUAACUAAUGAACAGAGGAAAUGUUAGUUUAGUGCCAGGAAUGCCUACAUUGUUUAUUCUGGACCCUAUUUUGAAAUUGGAAUAUUUUGAACUUUGUCAAAUUAACAAUUUCCGAUCACUUUAUUUUGUAGUUGAAACAGUUGACUUGGCGAUUUCUUGUGCUCAAUCGAUAGAAUAGAAGUAAUACUAGUGAAAUAGCUAAGAAUUUGGUUGAUUGGAAUAAUGUAAUUGGCCUAAAAUGGGAGUCAAAGUCGGCAAAAUCGCAGAUUCGUAAAUAUCGCUGAUACAUCAAAAUUCGCGAGAGCAUAAUUUCGUCAAUUUUCCACCAAAUUUCGUACUUUUUGUUUUAUUACCUUCACAAAAAGAUUCUCUACGAUUUCAUAAGAAAAAAUAACAAAUUUUUUUUUUUGAAAAUUCUUGGACACUGGUGCGUGACUCCAGAUUUGGGCCUUGGGCCCUGAAAGGGUUAACCUUGCACCACUAAGUGUUCCAAAGAAAUUGAACUCGUACUAGACCUAAGAUUAUGAUUGCCCCCAAAAUGGUGCCCUGAAUCACUUUUUAACAUCCUUAAGCAACAAAGGGUGUUAAUAUUAUCUGAUGGAUAAAUAUUAACUAAACUGUUUUUUUUAAUUCAACAUGUACUGUGAUUAAUUGGAUGCCAUAUAGCUAAUAGUGAGCCAUUGGAUGCCAAACAACUAAUCGAAUUACAUGUAUCAGUUGAAAUGAACCAGUGACUAAAUUUUGGCAUUUAGUUAAAAAAAUAUUCAGGUUCUGUAAAAAAUAUUCAACAUUUAUCUAGUACAGUACUGUGGUACAAAGAUGCAAAUGCAACAAUUAGAAUGUUUAAUUAGACAUUUCACCCUGUAUAGAAAAAAAAAAAAGUCCCCGGUGGGCAAAAUUUCUAAAUGUUGGAUGUGUGUCUUUAUACCACAGUUUGUCAGUACUGCCAUGCCUUUACUUGUAGUACUGUAUAAUACUCAAAACCCAAUAUUCUAUAAGAUCGGACAGAAAUUAGCCUAAUAAAAGUGAGCAACACAAUAUACAUCUUACUUCAAAUGUUGAUGGGGUUAUCUGUUUUGUCACUGUGGUUGAAGUCAGAGGAAGAGAGUUGGAUUCAAAUAUCCAUUAUACUUGUAACAAGUAUAAUGUGCUAAUGUAGUUUUGCCAAUAAUACUUGCUGUUUAGUUCACAGAUACUUCUCAGUGUAAGUGACUUUCAAAGAUACUAUAAGUAGUUCUAAUGAUUUUUCCACUAUCAAACCGAUAUCUUAUCUUCUGCCUGUUAGUAAAUCCUGUGACUUAACCAUACUAUGAUGCUCAUGUACAUAUGUUUUGUAUAUAAUGUAAUGUGAAUAUUCAGUGUUAUAAUAAAAGAACUUGUGAA